AUGUCUCUGACCAAGACUGAGAGGGCCAUCAUCGUGUCCAUGUGGGGCAAGAUCUCCACGCAGGCUGACAUCAUUGGCACUGAGACCCUGGAGAGUUCACAGAGACCUGAGCAGGGCCAGGCUCAGUUGGCACGAGACCUACAGCUCGCAACCCACCGCCGCAGGCUCUUCAUCACCUACCCGCAGACUAAGACCUACUUCCCGCACUUCGACCUGCACGCGGGGUCGGCGCAGCUGCGUGCGCACGGCUCAAAGGUUGUGGCCGCCUUGGGCGACGCGGUCAAGAACAUCGACAACAUCUCCGGCGCCCUGGCCAAGCUGAGCGAGCUGCACGCCUACAUCCUGCGGGUGGACCCUGUCAACUUCAAGCUGCUGUCCCACUGCCUGCUGGUCACCGUGGCCGCGCGCUUCCCUGCCGACUUCACGGCCGAGGCCCACGCCGCCUGGGACAAAUUCAUGUCGGUCGUGUCCUCUGUCCUGACCGAGAAGUACCGCUGAGCGACCCCGCUCUUGUCCUGAGGGUUCCCCAGACCUCCCUUUUGCUGUGGUGAUCCAAUAAAUAAAUCAA
This is a messenger RNA of Nycticebus coucang (slow loris), 568 nucleotides long. Its product is annotated as hemoglobin subunit zeta-like. The coding region runs from base 1 to 498 and encodes 165 amino acids. Gene Ontology annotation, cellular component: hemoglobin complex; haptoglobin-hemoglobin complex; blood microparticle. Gene Ontology annotation, molecular function: peroxidase activity; oxygen binding; haptoglobin binding. Lineage: Eukaryota; Metazoa; Chordata; Mammalia; Primates; Lorisidae. The record is from RefSeq and is a predicted model, not a curated record. Gene Ontology annotation, biological process: oxygen transport; hydrogen peroxide catabolic process. The transcript has 4 exons.